GUGGCAGUUCGCGUACGGCCGUUCAACAGCCGAGAAAAGGCGGCCAACGCUCAACUGAUUCUCAAGAUGGAAGGAGAUUCGACCGUCAUCACCAAUCCAGAGGAUAACACGGAAAAAAAGUUUGCCUUUGAUCACUCCUACUGGAGUCACGACCACUUUGAAGAGUUGGCCGAUGGCUACCUCGAGCCCACCGACCCGGUGUACGCCGAUCAAAAGCGCGUCUUUGCCGAUUUGGGUCAAGGCGUUCUCGACAAUGCAUGGAAUGGCUACAACGCCUCUCUCAUGGCCUAUGGCCAAACUGGGUCGGGCAAAUCCUACAGUAUGGUGGGCUACGGCGUGAACAAAGGGAUUGUCCCCGUGACCUGCGAGCAGCUCUUCAAGCAGAUCGAAAGCAAAAAUGCGGACAACAUUCAGUGCCAAGUUACCUUUUCCAUGCUCGAGAUUUACAACGAACAAGUUCGCGACCUCCUCUCGCAUCAAUCAGUUCGCGGUGGCAUGAAGGUGCGCCAACACCCCAAGAAGGGAUUUUACGUUGAAGGUCUCCGUGUCGUGCCUGUCGGCAACUACGCUGAUAUCGAGGCUCGUAUUGAAGAGGGCACCAAGAACCGCACCAUUGCAGCCACAAACAUGAACGCCACCAGCUCGCGUGCACAUACCAUUGUCACCAUCAAUUUUGCACAAAAGGCCCAGAAUGCUGAUAACGUCAACAUGACCAAAUCGUCAAGCAUCAACCUCGUUGAUCUUGCUGGCUCGGAACGCGCUGAGAGCACAGGUGCUACGGGCGAUCGACUCAAGGAGGGUGCAGCCAUCAACCAAUCGCUCUCGACUCUUGGCAAUGUCAUCUCAGCGCUUGUUGACGUGCAAAACGGCGAUCGCAAGAAAAUCAUUCCUUUCCGUGAUUCCGUCUUGACACGAUUGCUCAAGAAUGCACUUGGUGGCAACAGCAAGACUGUCAUGAUUGCAGCCUUGUCUCCAGCUGAUAUCAACUACGACGAGACGCUUUCCACACUGCGCUUUGCUGAUCGCGUCAAGAGUAUUAAGACACAAGCUGUGGUGAAUGAGACACCCACUGAGCGUCUUAUUCGUGAGCUGAAGGAAGAAAAUGCACGCCUUAUGGAGAUGCUCAAGGCAGGCAAACUGCCGGCCGGCAUGAUGCCCAUGUCCAUGGAUGGGUCGAAUUCGGAGAUGGAGGAGCAGCUACGACGCCAAAUGGAUGACAACCGGCGUUUGGAGGAGGAAAUGGCGCAAUGGGAAAAGCGGCUGCAAGAGGCCAAAGAAGAAAAAGAGCGCGCGGUUUCCCGCAACUCGGAGAAGGAAAAAAGAAAGCAAGUGCCACACUUUUGGAACAUGAACGCCGACCCUGCUUUGAGUGGCGUGGUGGCCUAUUUCCUGGAGCAGCCCACGUCGCUUAUUGGCAACGGCAAAGCCAACGAGGAAACGCACAUGAUCCUUAAGAGCGUCAACGUGGUGGGGCAUCACGCCGAGGUGACGCUCAAGGAUGACCUUGUGUUUUUGAAAAAAAUGUCCAAGCGUGCACAUAUUAUGCACAAUGGUAUCGAGAUUGGGGACGAUGUUGUGGAGCUGAAGCACCACGACCGCCUGCUCUUUGCACCGGGUCAGCUGUACUGUUUGAGUGUGCCCAAGGCUUCACUCAUUGGCAAGACUCUGGGCACGGCCGACGAUGAGAUCGCGCGUCACAAUGGCCUGACGGCGGAGGGUGAAAUGAGUCCGGAACAGCAAUUGCUGCAAAGCGAGAUCGUGGAAAUGGUGCCUCAUGUGGCCGAGGCGUCGGCCAUGGCCGAGGAGCUAGGGAAACCCAAGGUGUUUGAGAUCGAAGCCGUGUCCGAGAUUGAUCCGGAGACGGGCCGCAGCGGCAAGGCCGUCGUGAAGAUCUUGGUCACUGACACCGAGUCGGGCGCCUCGUGGUUGUGGUCGCCAACGUCGUUUUUGAACCGAAAAUACGCGAUGCAAGAGAUGUACAGCAACUUUACCGAGAAUGAUCCGGAAUGGGAUCGAGCUCCUGACUCGGAUCCGUUCUACGAACCGUUUGACCGCUUGGUAACCAUGGGCUUUUGCACAGUCUAUCUGCGCAACCUUAUGUACCUCAUUGAGGUGGAGCAGGCCAUCAAUAUUAUCAAUCAUCGCGGCGAGCCCAGAGGCAAGCUGGCCGUGGAGGUUGUGCCGUGUGAUGUGAAGGGCAAGCAGUCGCUCGAAUUGGAUGACAUCUUCAUUGAGUCACCCGAAGAACUCCUGGACCAGCGAGCCGACUUUUUAAUCAAGUUCAAGCUACUGGCAAAUGCGCCGGGGCACUUUGACAAGGCCGUGGUUCAUUGUGACUUUUUCGGCCAGCGCAUUGAAACGGCUCCGGUACGUCGACGGUAG
Messenger RNA from Monosiga brevicollis MX1, 2382 nucleotides. RefSeq lists its product as uncharacterized. Gene Ontology annotation, biological process: microtubule-based movement; cytoskeleton-dependent intracellular transport. The record is from RefSeq and is a predicted model, not a curated record. Lineage: Eukaryota; Choanoflagellata; Craspedida; Salpingoecidae. Gene Ontology annotation, molecular function: ATP binding; microtubule binding; ATP hydrolysis activity. The annotation marks the transcript as partial. The transcript is spliced from 21 exons. Gene Ontology annotation, cellular component: microtubule; kinesin complex.